Messenger RNA from Ichthyophthirius multifiliis, 732 nucleotides. Its product is annotated as scramblase family protein, putative. Gene Ontology annotation, biological process: plasma membrane phospholipid scrambling. Gene Ontology annotation, molecular function: phospholipid scramblase activity. Gene Ontology annotation, cellular component: plasma membrane. The record is from RefSeq and is a predicted model, not a curated record. NCBI's taxonomy places the organism in Eukaryota, Ciliophora, Oligohymenophorea, Hymenostomatida. The transcript is spliced from 2 exons.
AUGAAAUCAUUAGAUUUAAUAUAAUAAGUAUUAUUAAUAUAACAGGCAGAUCCUUAAGAAAGAUUUAAUCCUUGCAUAUUUCCAUUAUAUUGUUCAUGUGGUUUAUGCUUUGUCAAUUGUUGCGAAUAAGAAAACAUAUAUCAGUUAAUAAAAUCAGAUGAAAACUUCGAACAUCGUGAAUUCAUUUAUAAAUUUACAGAAGAAAAGAAAUUUUUCUUAUAAAAAUGUUGUUUUCCGCCUUCACAUAGAUCUUUAGAAAUUAAAGGCGAAAAUAUAUACAAAGAAACUAUUAUUUAAAUUGAAAAACCUUUUAAAUGCACUUUUUUAUGUUUUGCAAGACCUUAAAUGUUGAUUAAUUAUAAAAACUUAUAUAUAGGAAAAGUUUUAGAGCCAUUUACUUGCUAAAUAUUCACUUGCUUAUUUCAUGAACUUGAGAUUUAUGAUAAAAACGAUUCUUUAUCUUAUUUAUUAAAAGCUUAGUUAUUUCAAGGAGGAGUAUUUUGUGCUUCUUGUUUUGGUAAUAGUUGCUAAAUUAUAGAGUAUAAUAUAUUUAAUAGAAACGAUGAAAAAGUUGGAUCAAUAAAACAUAUUUUCGAUGGACUCUAAAAAGAAUACUGUACAAAAGCUGAUAAGUUUGGUAUUACUUUUCCUUUCGAUGCUACUGUUGAAGAAAAAGUAUUAAUUAUUUGUGCAACUAUUUUGAUAGAUUAUUUAUUAUUUGAAAAUUUUUGA